UGUUGGUCGACAUCUCCUGCUUCAGUGGCAAAGUAAAGCUCACCACGCUUUCCACGAUAUCGCAAAUUACCGAUAUCGCGGUACCGGUACGGGAUGACGACCGUACAGCUGCGGCGGCGGUGUUCGCAGUGAACGAUAAUCAGUUCACUGAAGCGUAUAUUGCCAAGGUUAUCAUUUGCAAUGCCACAACAACGAAGAAGAAGCGCUAAAUGGCGUCGUUCUGCUGGAGUGGGUGUUUCAACAGCGUCAGCCCGUCGGAAUUCAACCGGGCCAUGCGAGACACCAACUACAGCGUGCCCGAAGACAUUCUGAACGCCCUUCAGCAACAUGCACGUACUCACGGCGACCACCUGGCCACGUGCUACGGCCAACGGAAGCGAACCUACGCCGAACUGGACGACAUGUCCAACAAGCUCGCCGACGCCAUGCUCAUGCCUCCGAACUUCCUUCCCCCUUCCGACGUGGCCGUGUGCGUCUCGUCCGUGGACGACACCAUCUUGUGCGGCCUCGCGACGCUUAAGCUGGGCGCCUGCUGCAUCCCGCUCAGCCCCACCUGGUUCCACAUUGGUACAGUCAUCGACGAGGUUCCGCCGACGUGCAUCGUCGUGGACGAGAGCAGCGCCUCGUUCUUCAAACAGGGUCUCGCGUCGGAACCCCUCGUGAUCAACCUAGAGCAAGCCCUGAAUCAUCCGAAUCAAGACAGCAGGGCUUAUCAGCCGUCGUUCAAGGCACAGAGGCCCAUGUUCCAUUUGCUCAGCGAUACUGGAGAACGAACGGGUCUUACGACGUUCUGUUGCAUGAGUAGAGUUCGGUGGGAGGUGGAGAAGUACCCGUUUAAAGACGACGAGAUCGUGGCUACGUUGUGCGACUUUGACUCGUCCAAUUUCUGGAUGGAUGUCAUCGGAGCCUUUUACGUGGGUGCCACCGUGGCGAUACCCACUAAGGAAGACAAGAGGGGGAUUCCUAGUGUGAUAUCCUUUGCCGUGGAGAGCAGAGUGACGCGGCUGCUGGUUAACCCCGACAAGUUAGCGAAGAUGAUCAGAUACCGCAGGGUGGAGCCGGAGUUGUUUCGGAAACUUUCCCUCCGACUGGUGAAGUGCGUGAGCGGCAUACUGCCGGUACGCCUGGCCGAGACGUGUCGCGCCGCUUUGCCAAGAGCGGACUUGGUCUUUCUGUACGACCACUACGCCCUGUCAUGCUACUACGACUGUAGCAGCGAACCGUUGCUCCAGCACGAGAUUCCGGAAGGCGCAUUCGUACCGUUGGGCAAGCCCGUCGGACACUGCAAAGUGUACAUCAAAGACGCGGCUCAUAACAACUGUCCCACGGGCACUGUUGGACAGAUAUUUUUAGGCGAAUGCGACGGCAAAGCCCCAUUCUAUACGGGAGACACGGGGUUUCUUGACGAGAGAGGCUGCCUCUACUUCGUGUCCCGUACGAGUCCCGUAAUAAGCGGCAAGAAAACCGAUAUGACUGUACUGGCUCGCUGUAUCUGCGAAGUCCCCGGCAUAGACGAGGUCAUCAUCUGCUGGGAGAAGUUCACGAGAAGCGAGACCACACUCCUGGCUUUCUACUGGAGCGAUACCGGAGUCCCCUGGGGUGACGUCCUGAGGCAUCUCGUGAAGAAGGUGCCUUCCCGCUGGGUGCCUAAACUGUUCCCGAUGGGCGGACACCAGCCUCCGGGAUUCGCGAGUGACAAACAUUACCAUUCGCAAAAGUCGCUCCUAAAGGAGUACUCCGAGGCCAUGCAAAAGUUGGAAGCCUGUGCCGUGUCCAGUCAUCAUCAAGGCGCGCAGGUCUUGUUUUUCCUGGCUCGCCUUCUAGACAAGUCCGUGUCCUGGUUGGACAUGUCCACGCCCUUCACGGCCCAGGGGGCUACGCAGGAAACGUGUUCGAAGGCGGCAACCCUAGUAUCUAGCCUCGGUCUGUACGUGAACGAGCAGGACAUCCAGAGACUCCCUUUGUCCGCGGUAGUUCCGUCUGUGGUAAAGACUUUGUAUAGCAAGAAGGCUGGCGUCUUGAGGACCUGUGUGGUGGACAAACAGACGUCUUUCGAGGAAGUGUCUACGUUGUUGUCCGAGUGUUUUGUUGCUAAGAAUAGGCUGGACCUAGCUGUGGGAAACACGCGGGACCAGCACGUGAACGCGCUACGGCAGAUGUGGCCAGAGUUCAUGACCAACGGCGCGUGUAGGGUGGUGGUCGACGAGACUGGAAAGGUGGUGGGAGUGUGUCUGUGCGGCGAUUUCUUCAGCGAAGCUGUGGUGGAAGGCAUGUCAGACACCUACGCAGCCAUCAUAGAGCUUCACGAAGAGUUGGAACGUCCAGCGAGGGCCCGAUUCCGCGGUGUGGGACGAGCCCUCAUGUGCUUCAUGGUAGGAACAGCCAUGCAUCUGGACCAUGCAACCAAUACCUCCCUCGUGUAUCUUCUCAUGUCACACAUGCUGCAAGAUGCGAGGGAACAUGGCUACGCUGUCAUGUUCAGCGCGAAUUCUCACAUCAUUACCGCGGUCCUGACUGAGAACUACUUGGACUUCGAUAUCCUGGACUGGACCGAUCCAGCACAAUUCAGUUUCAAGGGCAAAAUACCGUUCCAGAAUAUCCAAGCCGGCACGCGGGCCAUACUUGCUUACCGUUUCGUCUGAAACGAUGGCUGUUAACGCUGCUCAAAGAUAUAUAUCGCCGUUGUCCUUAUCGUCGCGGUAUCGCUGGCAGACGCUGUGCAUUAAUAAAAGCUGUUGUGUCGAUGUGAUAUGCAAGAAAAAGAGGUAUGGGAGAGGGUCUUGCCUUUUUGCUUCAAUAAAUUUUGUUAGGGGAGAUAUCUUCAUGGGAUCUCUCUCUCCUGACGUUAUUGUUGCAUU
This is a messenger RNA of Ornithodoros turicata, 2858 nucleotides long. Its product is annotated as beta-alanyl-bioamine nonribosomal peptide synthetase ebony-like. The record is from RefSeq and is a predicted model, not a curated record. The transcript has 4 exons. The coding region runs from base 210 to 2642 and encodes 810 amino acids. Lineage: Eukaryota; Metazoa; Arthropoda; Arachnida; Ixodida; Argasidae.